Vitrella brassicaformis is the source of this 922-nucleotide messenger RNA. Lineage: Eukaryota; Vitrellaceae. The record is from the annotation of a GenBank genome assembly.
AUGAGGAGCCUCACGCACACAGUCGGCGACACGGAGGUCAGAAUGGAGGAAUGCUGACUGACGUCACAAUGCGUCAACGAAUUUUUCGCUGUCUGUUUCCGUCACAUGUCUGUAUGCAGCCGCCGACUCUCCCCACAGCGAGGCCGGCUGAGGCGGACACACCCGUCAGACGUGUCGAGCUCUCCAUCGACACCGGACGACCAGGUACCUCAACCAACACAUGGCACUCUCGUGCUGCCAAUACAUACGCUGCUCUAUGUGUGUCCGUGUAUAUAUGGUGCGCCUUCAGGUGAGCGGGUCGACCAACGUCCUGGCCACUGCUGGGGAUGUGAGCGCGGUGGGAGAGCGGACGGCUUACCAUCGCAGCCCCGGCAGCUCAACGACCGACGAGGCUGUGCCUUCGUGGGGAUCGCCAAGAUUUGGCCAGUGUAUGGGCGGGCCCACAAGCCAUCGCUGCCUCCAUUUUAUAUCACGAUGUCUCUUUGGCUCUUGUGCAUGGCAACCGACCGACCUCUGUCUGUGUGUGUGUGAAUGUGUGUGUGUUGCGUCUCCACUCUUGAGCAAAAAGCAAGACUCCGACUUCUUUGUGUAUGCGUGUGUGUGAGCAAAUCGAUCAACCAACCAGCUGUACACGGGACGGAUAAAGUGCAUCCAAACGCAGUGGUCUGCAAUACAGUGAGCCACGGCCAUACACACACACACACACACGAAGCGUUUCAGUCCACACUAGCUGAUCCACCUCCACAGACUCUCGAUGCAGAUCGCAUCUCCAGAGGUCCACAUCUCGUGCAUGUCCGACAACAAUCGCACCAAUGUGGCCAUCGAUUCCACCGAUGGCCAAAGGGAUGCGAUCGCUGAGGGACACGUCCGAAAUGUAACCACCGAGGGGCGCUCCAACCAAUACCAGCUGUCAGCUGCAUAA